Molecule: messenger RNA, 967 nt
Organism: Hibiscus syriacus
Lineage: Eukaryota; Viridiplantae; Streptophyta; Magnoliopsida; Malvales; Malvaceae
Product: E3 ubiquitin-protein ligase AIRP2-like
Exons: 5
Coding region: 50-670 (206 amino acids)
Biological process (GO): protein ubiquitination
Molecular function (GO): ubiquitin protein ligase activity
Source: RefSeq, a predicted model, not a curated record
UACUCUGGCGUCGGAUUUUCCGAGGGAGCAUGAUGGGGCAUGCCUUCAAAUGAGAAUGUCAUACAGUCCAACUACGCACCUCUUCUUGUUUUUGGUGCAGUGGACUGACUUUCAUCUUGCAGGAGCCCUUGGACUGUUAAGAAUACUAAUCUACAAGGUUUAUGUAGAUGGAACUACCACUAUGUCUACGUAUGAAAGGAAAGCGAGCAUCAGAGAGUUCUACGCUGUUAUCUAUCCCUCUUUGCAGCUACUUCAGAGUGGUGUCACUGAUACCGAAGAUAAAAAACAGAAAGCAGCAUGCAUGGAUAGGUGUCGUAGAAGAGAAGAUGAAGAGUACAGGCAGCUUAUCGAUGUUGAUUUUGAAAGAGAAGAAGAAUGCGGAAUAUGCAUGGAGACGGACAGUAAAAUUUUGUUACCAACCUGCAACCACACCAUGUGCUUGACAUGUUAUCGUGAAUGGCGGUCAAGAUCACAGUCCUGUCCUUUCUGUCGUGAUAAUCUCAAGAGAGUUAACUCGGGGGAUCUCUGGGUAUACACAGACAGCCGGGAUAUAAUCGACAUGGCUACGGUGACAAGGGAGAAUCUUAGAAGGCUUUUCAUGUAUAUAGAUAAGUUGCCACUCAUUGUCCCUGAUACCAUUUUCGAUACUUAUGAUUCCCACCUACGGUGAUAACUAUAGUCUAUACUAUGGUUUUCGUUUUAGUGAUCCCCGAGUAUUUUCCUCUCGUCGAUUGCAUAGAAGACGACGACAUCGCUCGAUUUGGCAAAUUUUAGCUCAUCUUGUUUGCAAUGUUUUCUUCCCACUUCUCACCAAGAAGAAGAAGAAGAAGAAGAAAUCAUGCCCGACUUAUUGUGGGCUGGUGCUGAAGUUGAGGUAGUUCAUCUACAAUUUAUGAAUUUGUAUUUAGUACACUUGUACAUGGUUUUUAUAGCCUUAUGUUUGAUUAAUAACAAAUCCUUUGCCAAA